Molecule: messenger RNA, 1677 nt
Organism: Vairimorpha ceranae
Lineage: Eukaryota; Fungi; Microsporidia; Nosematidae
Exons: 1
Coding region: 1-1677 (558 amino acids)
Source: RefSeq, a predicted model, not a curated record
AUGAAAUUAAACAUUUUUAAACAAAUUGACUACAAACCAAAAGAAAUAACCGCAUUAUGUAGUACAGAUACACAUAUUUAUAUAUUUAGAUCUAAUAAGAGCUGUGAAAUUAUCGAUUCAGUUACACUUCAAUCAUUUUCUUAUAUUAAUACUGGUUAUGUUAUUAUAAAAUCAUUGAUUUAUAAAAAUUCAAUUAUUUGUAUUUCUGAGCUUGAUGAACUUCUAUGGAUUAAUAUAAAAAAUUUUAGCAUAGAAACUAAUAAGAUUGGAUACAAAAUUUUAGAUUUUAUUUUGUAUGGUGAUAAAAUAUUAUUAACUACUUUUAACGGAUUUAUAAUAGAACUUAAAGAGAAGGAACUUAAUAUUAAAUACAAAACAUCUGUUUUAUUGUCUUGCAUUGUACAAUAUGAUGAUGUAUUUUUAGUAGGAGCUCAGAAUAAAAUUUUGAUUUUUGACAAUAAUUUUAAAUUAAAAAACGAGAUAGAAAUACAAGAAGGGUUAAUCAAAAAAAUUACCUAUUUUAAAGAUAAAAAGUUUGGAUUAGUUACAGAUACUGGAUAUUUUAUAUUUUUAGAUAUCAGUUUACUUAAUAUUAUACAAAAAAUUCAGAUUAGGAAUUCUUCUCUGAAUGUUCUUUUAUAUAAUUCUGAUACUUUUUAUACUUCUGGUGAGGAUAGUAGACUGAUUUGUUACAAGUUAAUUAAUAAUAUAUUUGUAAAAGGAUAUCAAAUAGAUUUACAUUAUGGAAUAAGUAAUUGUAUUCUUUUAGAUCAUAAAAGAAUAUUUGUUGGGAAUUCUGAUGGAAUGUUAAGUAUAUUAAUUCCUUGUAAAGAUAAAUUUACAUAUACAAAGAUAUAUGAUAGAAGUGUAUGUGCCUCAACUUCUAAAGAUCUACUUUUAGUGAAUAAUAGAACACAUCUAGAUUUAUUUAAUUUAAAAGAAGAGAAUGUAAAACUAAAAAAUAAAUCUAACAAAAAUGAAAAAAAUCAGUUAUCUAAUUUAUGUACAUUUAAAUUAUUAAAAAAUAUUAAGGAAGAUUUUUCCGUGAAAAAUGUUCCUUUUAGUAAUUUACUUAGAAUUUAUAGUGAUUUUAUAUCAUUUAGUAUUAUUUGUGAUUCUAAUAUUAUUUACAGUGACAGUAAAGGAACUAAUUUAAUUGAAUUAGAGAAAUCAAAUGUAAAUAAAAUAAAUUUACCAGAUUUAGAAAAUUUUAGAAGUGUAAAUAUUAGAACGGAUAAUAAUGUUAUUUUAUUAAAAGAUUUUACAGGAAGUUAUAAGUUUAUAUCUAAAGAUAAUUAUAUGAAUGUUAAUUAUGAGAUAAAAAAUGAAGAACAUAAUAAUGAAUUAUUAAUUAGUAAAGAUGGUCCUUAUAAACUAGUACAAGUAAAAUCAUAUGAUAUUAAUAAAUCAUAUAUUUUUUAUAUUAAUGAUAAAAUUAAGAAAAAGGUUACUACUUUAGAUAUAAUAAUUGAUAUUUUUACUUUUCAAAAUGAACUAUGGUAUUUUACACAAACAUAUAUUUAUAAUAUUGAUAGAAAUAAAAAAUUUGAAUUUGAUGCGGUAAUUUAUGAUGUUAAAGUAGUAAAUGACAGGAUUGUUGUUGUUAAAGAUGACUGGAAAUACAUACAAAAAUAUAUAAAACAAGGAAUAUUUAAAAAGAAAUAUUCUACUAAAUAA